AAUUCGCCGCCUUGACGCAGCCAUGUCCGCCGCUGUGGUUGGAGGCAGCCGGCGGAGUGGAGGCUCAGUCGGAGGGAGAAGGACGACACGCCGGGACGCUGUGCGCGAGGAGGACGCCGCCGCUGCUUCGGUCACACACACACACUCACACACACACCGCUCCGUGACUGACGGGAACCGGAGCGUGACGCCACCGUGACGCGUGGAUGGACACAACACGUCCCUGAAGAGAAGAAGCUGCACGUGAGACUACCUGCGUCCUGGAAAAUCCGGCUCACGCGCAUUUGGCUUAAAUCAGACGUGUUGUUUUUUUGUUUUUUUUCCACACAACGGAAGUUUCUGUGAUCGAUUUAUUUUCCGGGGGGAAUUUAAAGGCUGCAGACAUGGACGAGGACAACCAAGUACCCGAGGACCUGUCUUUGGAGGAAAAAGAUGAGCUGUCGAACAUACGACGCAGGAAAAAAGAGCUGCUGGAUGAUAUUGAACGGCUGAAGUUUGAGAUUGCAGAGGUAAUGACUGAGAUUGAGCAGCUAACCUGUGUGGGGGAGAGCAAAACCACACAGAGAAACAAACAGAUCGCCAUGGGCAGGAAGAAGUUCAACAUGGAUCCUAAAAAGGGAAUCCAGUUCCUUUUGGAGAAUGAUCUUCUGCAGCACACUGCAGAAGACAUUGCACAGUUCCUCUACAAAGGCGAGGGGCUCAACAAAACAGUCAUCGGGGACUACUUGGGAGAACGGGACGACUUCAACAUCAAGGUCCUCCAGGCAUUUGUGGAGCUUCAUGAGUUUGCGGACCUCAACCUCGUACAAGCCUUAAGGCAGUUUCUGUGGAGCUUCAGACUUCCUGGCGAAGCCCAGAAGAUUGAUCGCAUGAUGGAGGCAUUUGCUUCCAGGUACUGCCAAUGCAAUCCUGGCGUCUUCCAGUCCACAGACACCUGCUAUGUCCUAUCGUUUGCCAUCAUUAUGCUGAACACCAGCCUGCACAAUCCCAACGUCAGAGACAAGCCCCCUGUGGAGCGCUUCAUCUCCAUGAACAGAGGGAUCAAUGAGGGGGGGGACCUCCCAGAGGACCUACUCAGGAAUCUAUACGACAGCAUCAAGAGUGAACCCUUUAAGAUCCCAGAGGAUGAUGGGAAUGACCUGACGCACACGUUCUUCAACCCAGACAGAGAGGGCUGGCUGCUCAAAUUAGGGGGCCGAGUAAAAACCUGGAAGAGACGGUGGUUCAUUCUGACGGACAACUGCCUCUACUACUUUGAAUACACAACAGACAAGGAGCCUCGUGGGAUCAUCCCUCUGGAGAAUCUCAGCAUCAGGGAGGUGGAGGAGCCCAGGAAACCUAACUGUUUUGAGCUCUACAACCCCAAUCACAAGGGCCAGGUGAUCAAAGCCUGCAAGACUGAGGCAGAUGGCCGCGUUGUCGAGGGAAACCAUGUGGUGUACAGGAUAUCAGCACCCACGCCAGAGGAGAAGGAAGAGUGGAUUAAAUCCAUCAAGGCCAGCAUUAGCAAGGACCCCUUCUACGACAUGCUGGCCACCAGGAAGAGACGCAUCGCUAACAAGAAGUGAGGAGGGACAAUCUUCACGACCCCCUACUGCCCAUCUUUCUCUCCCUCAGUUCGUGAACACAUAAAUCACACACUACAGAGCUGGUUCACCGCAGAAGUGACUGUCAACCUAAGAAAAGUCUUCGACCCCAAAGACCGACCUCAGUUUUUCUUCUGGACUGUCCACAAGUCUGUGUUGAGGAGACAUCACACGCUACUGAGGGAACAGCAGAGCUCCAGGAAACUCAGAUGUACAUGAGCAACCAACCAACCAACCAGUUUGUUUCUCCUCCAUCUCAUACACAUUCCCCUACCUCCCUCUCAUGGUCAUGAUAUGUUUCUAGGUCUCCUCAAAGCACAACUGCCAGGUUUCAGGUGCACAUGCGCAUGCGUGUUAUUAUAGACCUGUGUGUGUGUGUGUGUGUGUGUGUGUGUGUGUGUGUGUGUGUGUGUGUGUGUGUGUGUGUGUGUGUGUGUGUGUGUGUGUGUGUGUGUGUGUGUGUGUGUGUGUGUGUGUGUGUGUGUGUGUGUGUGUGUGUGUGUGUGUUCUGCAGUGUGGGUGCAUAAGUGAUUCAAGUGUCCCCUCCAUUGUGCUUUAUGAAGAAGUUACUAAUUCAGAGUUCAGAUGUGAGGUCAGCUACUUGGGGCACGACUAUCAAAAUGAAAGGUUGAAUAUAAAUAGGGGGGGAAGGGAAAUAGACAGACGGAGAGAAAGGAGAAGCGUCUGGGAGGUGACGGGUGAAGUUUAACCUCACUCGAAACCCUGUUGUCAUCUCACUCUGGUGCUGAGUUCUUCUCUCUGGGUGCUAUGGCCGAAGCUCAGAGACACCUCAGAAAACAGUGCUGGCUUACAUUAAGGUUCCUGAUCUAACAUUACAGUCUUGAGUCAGCUGGGCUGAUUUCAUUUAUUUGAGUGGAGCAGAGAUUUUUGAAAUGUGCAUACUUUUUUAUUUUAGUUGAGUAGCAAUGGUGCUUUUGCCAAAGCCUGAGAUGAAACUUACUUCUUGGACUUUGAAGUUGUAAUCUUUGAGAUUUCCUGUCCUGAUUGAUUUGGCUUCAGCAGAGUAAAGCAACAAAUGAAACAAAACAGCAACGGAUUCAUGCUGCACUUGGCUCGAGUACGUUUCCAGACAAUAGCAGGAGUAACAGGAGUCACCUGCAGCUCUUCAUCUAAAGAUCACUGUGGCUGCUCCUUCUUGGUCCAUUAACGCCCUCGCAAGAAGGCUGAAAAUGACCAUUGUCUUGUUUCGAAUGUAUUUUAGGUAACUGAUCUUUGUCAGCCCUAAUCUCUGUAACAGUUACAAUACAAUACAGUGUCGUUUGGCUGAAUGACAAUAAGCUGUUUUUGCCUGUUAAACACUUGAUUUGAAGCAGGAAGUGUUGGAUUUAUAUCAGCAGCAACUCAAUAGAGCUGUGAGAUCAAUUAAAAACAGUUAAGGUGCAGCCACGUAGCAUUUCCUCUCAACCAAAGGUCUUGUAAUAAAUUAGAGCCGUCACAAACUAUAAACGUUGUAUGACAGCAACAUUACAGUCUGAUUGUGUGGUCCUGUAGAAACAUGCUAAAAAAAGAACCUCUCUAUUUCCAGUGUAGCACUGUUUGUAUAGGACGACUGAGCAGAUCCACAUGGUCAAAGCUAAACAAAUAAAAUUCCUCUAUCUUAAUGGAUUACAAUGAUCUUUUGUUUCCUGUGAAUCCCUUGCACAUGUCGGGGCACUUCAAAUCCGGUGGUGGCGUUGCAGACUGCACCACCGCCAAUGAAAGCUGAUAUUUAGAGAGGUAACUACAGCAUUACAUUGAAUUGCAAAUGAAAAGACGAGCACAGAUAGUAUCUAUUUUCUGAAAAUCUAAAGGAUUAUAACUUUAAGAGCACUUUCCUUUGAGAAGGUCCUGUCAGUCUAAAGGGUAAGUUUCAGUGAUGGCUGUGCGAUAGCUCUCUAUGGUACCAGUCCGAUUAAGCUUCUUUCUUUUAUUUUGUAUCUUUUUUCUUUUUGGUUUUCUUGUCUAUGUCCGGUGUCAGUGAAGGUCGAUGUGUUGUCGUGAUCCUGUUUGCAUUUGGUUUGUAAUCCUAAAUAUACUUGCUUGCUUUUGUGUUCUUUAAGAAGAGAAAAGAAGAAACUAUAGAUCUAUAAUAACCUCCUAUCCUUUUGUAUUUAUUUUCAUUUGUGAAAUGGUUGCUACCUGUAAAUGUUCAAACAAUGUAUGCUUAAGUUAUAUAAUGUAUAGGUUUCUGGUCUCUCACGCACACUCUGUGUAACAAAUUCGCAUCAGCUGAAGUUUGGGGUCUUCUUUACAAAAGCCUUAAACACAAUCAUAAGAAAAUAUAUAUUGAUGAUGAGAAUAUUGAUCAAUAACUGUGACAAUGUUAAAAAGCCAUGACUGAUGAGUAUGAGAUGAGAUAUUUAUGAUGAUGAUGAUACAGAUUACAGUGAAAAUGAUGUUUGAAUUUAAUGAUGAUGAUUCUAGUGAAGUAAUAUCAGUGAUGAUGAUGAUAAUAAUAAUAAUAAUAUCUUUGAUUAUGAUGUCAACAGCUAUGAACACAGUAGUUUUCUAUGUGAUUGUAAAAAUACAACGAAAGCCUCGAGGGCAGACAAUUAUCUUCUACUGCUCUGUGUGGGCGUAUAGUUACAUUAACUUUUAUAUUCUCUGUAAAAGCUAUUGGUCACGUUGUACAUUAAAUGUAUCUACAUAAAGUAUACAUAAAGCUCA
Messenger RNA from Hippoglossus stenolepis (Pacific halibut), 4253 nucleotides. Its product is annotated as cytohesin-3. Gene Ontology annotation, molecular function: guanyl-nucleotide exchange factor activity. Bases 384 to 1568 code for a protein of 394 amino acids. Lineage: Eukaryota; Metazoa; Chordata; Actinopteri; Pleuronectiformes; Pleuronectidae. The record is from RefSeq and is a predicted model, not a curated record. Gene Ontology annotation, biological process: regulation of ARF protein signal transduction. The transcript has 13 exons.